GAAUGUUGUUCAGUUUCAUUUCAUGAGAAGUACACACCCACAUUGUUAUAAAUUCUGGCAGAAGGCUCGAGACUCGGGAGCAGUCCAGUCUGGAGCAGGGAGCAAACUACGACAUGGGAUUGUUAACAAUAGCAGCCGCUGUAGCAGGUGCAGGCGGAGCAAUUGCUGCAGCACCAUUGGUUCUCGGGGCUGUGGGUUUCACCGCAGCAGGAGUUGCUGCGGGUUCUUAUGCCGCCGGUAUGAUGUCAGCUGCAGCUGUGGCUAACGGAGGAGGAGUCGCAGCUGGAUCUCUGGUAGCAAUUCUUCAGGCAGCAGGUGCUGCUGGUAUCCCUGUAGCAGCUCAGGCUGUUGUCGGUGCGGUGGGCGGUGGUGUGGCUACAGCAGCUGCGAUAUUGAUUUGAAGUAUCAAAACCGAAAGCGCAAUGAAGACCUGCAUGUGAACCCCUUUUACUACAUAACCAUGUAUAGCGCCUCCUACCUUUCUAAAGUGGAAUUUUGUAAGGAGCAGCUCCAGGUUCAAUAACUAUAUGCCUGGGUGUUGUAUUAAGGACCUAUACACUUGCAUAAAUAAAUAAAAUGUAUUUUGUGUCAGACUGAUUUUUCUACUUCUUUGAAAAAACGAGUAAUCAAUAUAUAGAUUGUAAGAUUAAAAAUAUAGGAAUGUAUUACUUGGUCACAUCUUGUCACAACCCCUUGUGCUGAUAGUGAUCAAAGACUAUUGUCACAGCUGUUUAUUCAAUACAGUGGGGGUUAAAGGUGGUCUUCUGAUUGGUCAGUUUGAAAGUAUUAUGUUGGGUUUGGUCAAGUACAGUGGGGGUUAAAGGUGAUCUUCUGAUUGGUCAAUUUGAAUGUAUCAAGUUAGGUUUAGUCACAUGGUCAAGAGAUAGAGGAUAAAGGUCAAUGUUUUCAUGAGCUCUGGGCUUUUGCAUUUUGGCUUUUGCCUUUGCCUUUUCCCCUUUCCUUUCUUUCUUCACCUAAGUUCUGAGGUUCGGGCCAUUAGGCCUAGAUUUCAGUUCUCAAGUGUGAAUCUCUUUCUUCUAAACGUUCUUUCUCUGUUCUCUAUCUUAUCAGGUAUCUCACAUACAUUGGAAACAGUCAAUUGUUUGCAUUAUUUACCAUUUCAUGCAUUUAUAGUGUAACCAUUUCAAUUGUAACUUUAAGUCAGUACUGUAAUUAAACCUUUUCAUUUACAAAUCUGUUGUUUAGUUUUGAUUUAGUGUUAAUACUUAAACACUCUAUAUUGCAAUACGAUAUAUUCGUACUCUAGCAACGCUCCCAGUCAACCUGAGAUCCCUUACAAGAUCUAAAUAUUUUCUAUGAAAAAGAAAACAUGUCCUUAUCAAUAGCCUACUAUACAAUGGUGAGUUUAAUGAAAUAAUAAUUAGAACAGAAAAUAUAAAAAAGCCAAUUAUAGAAAUGUCCAGUUGAUAGUUUGCAUGUAUUGAAGUGUCACUGUACCUUUAAGUAUAUAAUUCAAUCAGAAACCAGUUAUAUCAGAAACCAGAUCUAUAACAUUCAAUCUUUUUUUCUCACAACGUUUUUUCUUUAAACAUUUUGAAACAUAACUUUUAAAUAAUAAUUAUCCUUAGACAAGUGAAGAAUUUGCAUAACAAUUUUUUAAUAAUACAUAAUGACACCGUUUGUGCCCUGUAUUUUAAUAUAAUUAGCUUGAACCUGCUACAUCUGCCUUAACAUGAUCUCAUGAGAAGAACUCAGCAGGAAACUUUCGCUUGCAACCAUGUUAGGACAAUUUACACAUUACAACAUCUUUUUACUUUUUUACUUAAACAUCUUUACACAUUUUCUUUGCAAUUGCAUCAACUAUUGUAUUUGAAUAUGAUUUGUCUUAAAGCCACAUUCUCUGAUCUAAAUAUAACAUCUGAGUAGGCCUAUAUUCAGUAUUUCUCCUUUUAUUGGACGUCUUACUUUAUAUUGAAAAACGUACUUUUAUUUUUACUUUUCAUUGCCAUUUCUUUACUUAGUUUUUUUUUCAUUACUUUUAUUGCUAUUUAAUGUUCGUUGCCCUUCUACCCUAUGUUCUCGUGAGGUAAAAACAAAAGAAUUUAAUUGUACCAGGGUACAUAUGACAUUAAAAAAAUUCUUGAAUCCUGAAUCUAAUAGUUUAAUAAUUUGUCUAAUUAUGUGGAGGAAAUAGUUUAAAAAAUCUCAACAAUUAUUGGUUGGGAAUGUAUCACUCAUUUCAUUCAACAAGUUGACUUUUCGUUAUCAGGCUUAUUGGGAAAACAACAAACAAGGUAUAUGAUGAUAUUAUUAAGUUUAUAAAAGAAUGUGAACUAAAUAGAGAAUAUACAUAAUGUAUUGUAGAUAUAUAUCCUGAUUUACAUUCCAGUCCAGACAGGGGCGGUAUUGCUCCUAUAAGUUAGUUUGCCAACCGCCAAUAAACACCUAAGAAGAAGAAAAAUAAGCUUUCUCAUUCAGCCGAAACACUAGGUGGCGGUAAUAGAGUUUAAUACCUUAAGCAACCAGAGUCCGAGUGAAUGUGAUUAAAAACACACUCUCCAAAGCAGGAACAUAGAUGAGGCGCAAUUUUAAAAUGAUUUUAUGACAAUAUAUUUUAAACAAUUAAGUGUGCGUGAUCUGGAGUAAGGGGGAAGAAUGGACAAUUUCAAGGGACCGCUAGUAACAGAUUGCGAGGAGCUGCUGGGUCGUUUUCAGGCGACCGAGUCCGUUCGGUUCGAGCGCUUUUCAGCGAUCUGGAGAGACAUGAACUUUAGCAGCAUCUUCAAUGGCAAACCGGAGCCUAAAGAGAGAAGACACUUCGCUCGUUUGGCUCUGUCUGUCGUGUCUCCAUACUUUUAUCCCCCCUACACCUUCCAGAUCAGAGCCGGGGGGCUUUAUCUCCUCUAUGGGCUCUUCAAUGCACAGCUCUGCAGUCCAAAAGAGAAGAUCCGCAUCGCUCUGAAGGACUGGCAGGAUGUCAUGCAGUUCCAGCAGGAUGCAAUGAACGCUCAACAUUAUGAUGUGAUUUAUAUCUUUAGAAAGCUUCUGUCAGAAAAAGCAUUUUUAUUUACAGCCAUGCCAACAAAGCUCUUUUCUCGGAUGAAGAGAGAAGAUGGAAAGGUGAAGAAAAUCUGUGAAGAGUUUGUUGAUCCAUCAUCACGACCUCAGGAACUCAUCACCACAGAAGUGCUAGAGGAACUGGAGAACGUGCAUGAACAUUAUGAGGACCUGAAGAAAGCAGUUUUUAAUGAUCCUGACCCAAACAUGAUCCUUAUCCAACAGAACCUGAUCUCCAAAUUAAACAAUGCCGUCCUCAAUUAUUCCAACUGGCAGAAUAAGAACCAUUCAGCAUCUGAGGACCAGGAUGCUGGAGAAGGGCCUUCAAAUCAAGAUAGCUCCAGCAGAGCCCAGCUGUUAGCUUCAAUCAAAUCUAAAUCAUAUGGACAGGUUAUGGAGGCCUCAAAGUCCCGACGUCACCGACAGGCACAGCUUGUGCCGUCAGCCGAUGCAGAUCUAACAUGUAAAGUCUCUUCAAAGAAAAAGAGAAAACCAUCUCUUAAAAAUCGCACACAGUCACGCUUCAAGAUUCAAGGAAAAGAGAGAGAGAUACUGAAACAUGCGACACGCCUUUGGCGUUUGAGUGCGGUGAAAGAAGAGACGGUGGCAGAAAGAAAGAAGCCAUUCAACUGGAACCCUAAGAUGGAAAGUGAUGUCAUGUAGCGUUCAGUGGAUCUGGGCAGACCAAGACUGGAGGAUGUGUAUGAAUGUAAAUUUUAUUAAGGUUGCGGUAUUCAACAUUUUAAGGAAUAUUUGGUAUCCAAAUAUCAUACAUGUGCAAGACAAGUACAGGUUUUACUUCUCUUUUAGUAUUUUAGAUGUUUUUGACAAUGCAGUUUGUUAUAAGGUGCAUGAUAAAAGAGGUUAUAAUUGAACAAUGCCACAACAUCAAAUGUAUAAGAAAUUGACUAUUUGCCUGAUAUGUAAAACUGAAGUUUUUAAUUGUAAUGUGUUUUUAGGUAUCUUAUGAAAAUGUUUACAUGUGUUCAGUUUUGCACAUUCUGUCUUUCUUGUUUUUAUUUUUAUUUCACUUUGUGUUGUAAUUUUGCUGGUUAAUUCAACACAUAAACAGAAGAAAGAAGGA
This is a messenger RNA of Misgurnus anguillicaudatus (oriental weatherfish), 4102 nucleotides long. RefSeq names its product small nuclear RNA activating complex, polypeptide 1b (gene snapc1b). Gene Ontology annotation, biological process: snRNA transcription by RNA polymerase III; snRNA transcription by RNA polymerase II. The record is from RefSeq and is a predicted model, not a curated record. Lineage: Eukaryota; Metazoa; Chordata; Actinopteri; Cypriniformes; Cobitidae. Gene Ontology annotation, cellular component: snRNA-activating protein complex. Gene Ontology annotation, molecular function: sequence-specific DNA binding.